CCCGCGUUGCGGAGGAUGCUGCCACUGAGGAAGAUGGCGAAUGUUUGGAGGAUGGCGAUUUACUGCAGAAGCUGAUAAAGGGAAUGAGAAUUAGAGACGUCAAAAGAUAGAAAACCAACAAAAGAAUACGUGCAGAAUUGCGAAAGAAUGUCCCGCUCCUCAGACAGUGAGGAUGGAUACUUUGUUGCCAUGGAUACAGAGGAAGAUGGUGCAGGAGCAGGGCCUGUUGGAAUGGCACAGGGGGAAGAAGAGAAGAUGGGGACCAGCAGAGAAGAGAGGGACCUAGAGGGCUUCGAUGAGGGUGAGAGGAGAAUGGUGGAGCUGCCGGAGGAAGUCCUAGAAUACAUCCUGUCCUUCCUUUCACCUUACCAGGAGCACAAGACCGCUGCACUGGUGUGUAAACAGUGGUACCGCCUUAUCAAAGGUGUUGCAUAUCAGUGUUACCAUGGUUUUCUGCGGGCCGUCCAGGAUGGCAACAUCCAAUGGGAGAGUCGAACAUACCCAUAUCCUGGAACACCCAUCACUCAACGCUUCUCACACAGUGCAUGCUACUAUGACUCCAACCAGUCCAUGUAUGUGUUUGGGGGCUGCACUCAGAGUAGCUGCAACGCUGCCUUCAAUGACCUGUGGAGACUUGACCUCAACAGCAAGGAGUGGAUCCGCCCUUUAGCCUCAGGCUCCUAUCCGUCUCCUAAAGCGGGGGCUACCCUGGUGAUGUACAAAGACCUGCUGGUGCUGUUUGGUGGAUGGACUCGCCCCAGCCCCUACCCACUGCAUCAGCCAGAGAGAUUCUUUGACGAGAUCCACACAUACUCCCCCUCCAAAAACUGGUGGAACUGCAUCGUGACGACUCACGGACCCCCGCCCAUGGCCGGUCACUCCUCCUCUGUCAUAGGGAGCACCAUGGUGGUGUUUGGAGGGUCACUAGGGGCGCGCCAAAUGAGUAACGAGGUGUGGGUUCUGGAUCUGGAACAAUGGUCCUGGUCCAAGCCCACCAUCUCUGGCCCAUCCCCCCACCCUCGAGGAGGCCAGUCUCAGAUUGUGAUUGGCAACGAGACUCUGCUUAUUCUGGGAGGCUGUGGAGGCCCUAAUGCGCUGCUGAAGGAUGCCUGGCUCCUGCACAUGGGUGCCCCACCCUGGACGUGGCAGCAGCUGAGGGUGGAGAACGAUGACCAUGGAGCCCCAGAGCUGUGGUGCCACCCCGCCUGCAGGGUUGGGCAGUGUGUGGUGGUGUUCUCCCAGGCUCCGUCUGGCCGUGCGCCCCUCAGCCCCAGCCUGAACUCUCGGCCCUCACCCAUCAGUGCCUCGCCCGGUCCCCUGGGCACAGAGCCCCCCUCCCUGCGCUCCUAUUCCCCUGUGAGGAGCGGAGCCGCCGGGGUCGUCCUAGGGGCCGUUGAGGAGGCCCCCUGUGUGAACGGCCGCUGGGGCACGCUGAGACCCCGUCCCUCGGCUAGAGGGGGUGCCAGAGAGGGUAGCCCCGGCUCCUCCUCUCAGCAGCCAUCCCCCUCCCAGGGGCCUGACAGCCCGCCUCUGCCCGCCCUCCAUCCACUACUCAACGGCUCGUCCCCCUCUCCCCGGACCAGCCCUGCCCAGGCUGCCUCCCCGCCCUCUCACCCCCCUGUCUCGUCAGACUACGGCUGGGAGUCUCCCCCUUCUGCCACCCACUCCCUUUCUGCUGAGGUACCCAGCACUAAUGGAGUGCACACACCUCCCCCUGGCCCUGGCUCCCCACGCACUCCACCGGGGGCAGUGUCCCCCGCUGCCCUGAGACGGGGCCUGGAGGCUGUCAAAAACCUGUCUUCUUCAUCCGUGCCAUCUUCAUCGUCCUCAAAUCCAUUGUCUCAAGGGGCUGCUACAGGAGUAAGUGGAAGCGGGGGAGGAGGGGCUUCAGCGGGAACCUCCCCCUCCUCAUCCUCCAGCCCACCACAGGUUGCCGCUGACGGACACACCAUCCCGCCAAUCGCACGCCGGCUUGGCCACCACCCGCCCCAGAGCCUGAAUGUGGGCAAGCCCCUGUACCAGUCACUCAACUGCAAGCCCAUGCAGAUGUAUGUACUGGACGUGUCCCGAGCCAAAGCGGACGGUCUUGUCUCCUGGAGAGUUUACGGUAACGGCACCCCCGCCGCCGUCACGGGCCCCCCAGAGACGAGCCUUCACACAGUGGUCCAGGGGAGGGGCGAGCUCAUCAUUUUCGGGGGCUUGAUGGACAAGAAGCAGAACGUGAAGUACUACCCUAAAACCAACGCCUUGUACUUUGUGCGCGCUAAGAGGUAAUGCAACGACGGACAGGGUCGUGAGUGACGCCAGAGAGCGUUGCUAGGUAACGGACGAUCAAUUUUCCAUCCUGACCCAUACAAGGGAAGUGAAACAAGGUAUUUUUCUUCUACCGAAGAGGAUCAUGGGAAAAGAACAUGUCAUACUAAUUCUUGGCGUUUCUCUCCUCUCACACCAACUUCUCUCCCUCUACCCCCCCUCCCCUUCUUCCUAUUGCAUAACUUCAAAGAACAUAAUAUUUCAGACAGUACAUUUUAAGGACGUUGAGGGUGUUGUUGCUAUGACGGUGACGAUUGGAUGAAUGGGUUUCCUGACAUCCUAACACCUGCAGAGAGUGUGUGUGUGUGUGUGUGUGUGUGUGAGUGAGUGAGUGAGAUGAAGGUUGGCCAAAUGGCCUGAGAGGAUAGCAGUUUUUCAUUGAUCCCAAAAGAUGUAGACAGUUUCUGUUCCUCUUCGGUCUCCCCACUUUGCACUCACUGAGAGAGAGAGAGAAAAGAAAAUGGUUGACCGAGCCUUGUGCUUAAGAGGGAGGAACAGUUGACGGCUGACUACUUUGCUUUUUUAUCACUCUUUCAGCCUGCAUCGUUUACAUUGAAAACUGUGUGAGUGUGAAAGCGUUGAUGUUGGGUGAGUGCGUAUUGUAUGUUGAUUGAUGUUUAGGUGAGGGAUGUUGGAAUGUACUGUAAGCAUAGUAAAACAAUAAAGGCCUCAAUGUCUUAACUGUCA
This is a messenger RNA of Coregonus clupeaformis (lake whitefish), 3000 nucleotides long. RefSeq names its product F-box only protein 42. Bases 148 to 2274 code for a protein of 708 amino acids. The record is from RefSeq and is a predicted model, not a curated record. The transcript is spliced from 10 exons. Gene Ontology annotation, molecular function: protein binding. Lineage: Eukaryota; Metazoa; Chordata; Actinopteri; Salmoniformes; Salmonidae.